Molecule: messenger RNA, 2738 nt
Organism: Phycodurus eques (leafy seadragon)
Lineage: Eukaryota; Metazoa; Chordata; Actinopteri; Syngnathiformes; Syngnathidae
Gene: zbtb24
Product: zinc finger and BTB domain containing 24
Exons: 8
Coding region: 91-1842 (583 amino acids)
Biological process (GO): regulation of transcription by RNA polymerase II
Cellular component (GO): nucleus
Molecular function (GO): protein binding; RNA polymerase II cis-regulatory region sequence-specific DNA binding; DNA-binding transcription factor activity, RNA polymerase II-specific
Source: RefSeq, a predicted model, not a curated record
GUCCACUGAAAACGCAACGGGCUUUCUCAAACAAAUGUGUUGCCAAGCUUUGGUCAUUUUACGCUUUUACUUAACGGUCCGUUGAGGAAGAUGACACUGACGGCCUCGUCUUCCUCGCACAAGACGAGCAUCCUCAGCAAAUUGGCACGCCUCAGGAAGCGCGACGUGCUGUGUGACAUCACCCUGCUAGCGGAGGGCGAGCGCUUCCGGGCGCACAAGGCCCUGCUGGCGGCGAGCAGCGACUACUUCUCGCAGCUCUUCACCACCGAUGACGUUGACGGCGAGGGCAGAGCCACCUACCGGCUGGACGGCGUGGCGGCGGCCACGUGCGGGAAGGUGCUGGAGUUCAUCUACAGCGCCCGAGUGUGUGUCGAGGAGGGCGCCGGCGAGCAGCUCCUAGCCGCCGCUCGGCUGCUGCAGGUGGGCGACCUCGUGGGGGCGCUGCAGAACACGCGGCGACGCAAGAGAGGGCGGGCCAAGAAGAGCCUGCUCGUCAGGAAGCGGAGGAAGAAGAGUCCCUCGUGUGAAGACCAAGCCGAAGAGCGGCGGGGAGUAGCUCAGGACGGAGAAGGAGGAGGGCAGCCCGGUCGCUCGGAAAGACGCAAGAUCACGCCGCCUGUCAAGUAUGAUGCCUAUAAGGUGGGCGGAGACGUGUCAGCUGGAGGAGGGGAAGGAGGAGAGCUGGCAAGGAGGGGCAGGAAGAGGAAGUACUGCGAAACUGAGGCCAGGUGCCCCGACUGCGGCAAGGGGUUCAAAAACCAUCUCUUCCUGAAGAUCCACCAACGCACGCACGCAGGUGAGAAGCCAUUUUCCUGCCAGGUGUGCGGCGCAGCAUUCACGCAGAAGCACACGCUGCUGGUGCACCAGCGCAAGCACACGGGAGAAACGCCGUUUGUGUGCAGCGUGUGCUCCAAAGCCCUCGCCACCAAGCACAGCCUGCUCGAACACAUGAACCUCCACCAAGAAAACAAGUCGUUCUGCUGUGACAAAUGUGGAAAGAGCUUCACUCAGAAGAGGCAGCUGAAAAGUCAUUACAGAGUCCACACAGGCAAAUCGCUUCCAGAGUGUGCUCAGUGUCAGCGCAAGUUUUUGGAUACGGCCCAGUUGAAAAAGCACCUACGCACUCACACAGGUGAGAAGCCGUUCACGUGCGAGAUCUGCGGGAAGUGUUUUUCCGUCAAGAGCACCUUGCAGACGCACAUCCGCAUACACAGAGGCGAGAAGCCGUACACCUGCAACGUGUGCGACAAGUCCUUUUCGGACGGCAGCGCCCACCGCCGCCACGUGGCCUCCCACUCGGGCAGGAAGCCCUUCAACUGCUCGGCGUGCGGCCUCUCCUUCACGCGCCUCGACAACCUGAAGACUCACAUCAACACCCACAACAAGGAGAAGGUGUCACAACCGCAGCCGGAGGACCAACGCGGCGGCGGCCUGCAGGUCCAGAAAUAUGAGCUGGCAGCGGGCUCGGAGCAGGAGAUCCAGCUUCUGGUGACUGAGGACAACAUCAGCUUAGUUGAGGGUCAGGCGGAGGAGAUCGGCAUGGUCAUGCCUCAGAUCCAGACGUUCGGCACGCCGGAGGCUCAGGCCGCGCCGCGGGCCGAGCCCAUGCACGUCAUCACCCUGAGCGAGGAGGCCGCGGAGCACCUGCACGUGGCGCACAGGCCCGGCCAGCGGGCGGCGCAACCGCCCGGCCAGGACGUCCACGCGAACCAGCCCGUCUCCAUCAAUCAGACGGACGAGCAUAUCUCCAGCCGUCACAUCCACGGACACACCUUCCAGAUCCAGGCCGGGGCCGUCUCCUGCCUGUACACCACCGCCGGACCGCCACCCUUACAGAGCUGAGCUGAAUUUAGCUUAGCGCAGCAGCUCACACAGAACCGGUAAACAACACACGUGCCACACUUGUUCAAAAAAAAAAAAAAUCUGACUUUUUUAAUGGAUGACUUGCUUAUUAGCCAGCUAAAAGUGGUAGAAACGAAAAUAGGUUGGCAGAGGUUUAAAUAAAGUUCAUUCAAAGAGUGACACCAUGCUGUUGUAUUUUUGUUCUGUUUUUUAAUAACAUUUAAUUUCAGCUUCCUGGUUUGCAGCAGGACUAAUCAGCGGCGAUUCUAUGACCAGAGGUUUUGGGGUGCUGGGAUUCAUUUUUGGGGUGCUUCAGCAUUGAUUUGUGGGAAAACGAAUAUGACACUUAAGGCCCAACGCCAUGUGAUAUGUAAAACAACAUGGAAAAGAAAACACUGCGGUGUGGUAAAUUCUUCAGCCUUCAACCCACUGAAACGGCGGGAUGGCGAACUUUUGCCGAUAGCUCGGAAGAAAACAAACUCACAGGUAAGCUAACGUUAACUGUCAGCUACCACAGCUAAUCUGAUUUUGUCUUUCUGAGAUGAUUAUUUCUGGAAAGAGGUUUGAAAUCCUACUUAAAUUGUUUUUAUUUAACACAUUAACACAUAAUUAUGCCAAAUCAACUAAAUUAGCUAUUUUCUUUUCACUCUGCAGCACUUGUAAACGAGCGUUACGCUCUCCAAGUCACAUGAAAACGUACGGCUUCUUUCAAAUGCUGCCGUCCAUUUCACACGACAAAAAAAUAUUAAACGCAUUAACCUGACACCAAAGACAACUGAGUAACUAACACCAGACAUUUUUCAAUCGAUGAUAAUGUUAGCAUAUUCACUGCUUACUCUUAUUGUUAUAUAACUGUCAAAUGUAGUGAAAAGAAAAUUAAAGAGAGAUUGCUCUUU